AUGGCUGAUGACGAGAUUACUAAGGCCCGUACCGAUGCCAAAUUCACCUCUGGGGAAAGUACAGCAACAGGGAAAGAUACGGAAAGUAAAGCUGAAGCCAAUGAUUCCAAAAUGUUCGAGACUACCUCGACUGCAGCACCUACCGAGACGAGUCAGGCCGAUACCGCAACAGUGACUGCUACACCUGCACCCGCUACGAGUGCUGACACAGCGAGUAAGGAAGGACCUCGUACCUCGUGGUGGAAGGAAUUCAAGAAGGACUUAUCGACCAAAUGGACCUCUACCAAGAAGUCGUUCUCAUCAUUUUGGCAAUCGACCAUCAACACUUUCAAAUCGUGGGGUGUUGCUACCAAAAAGACUCUAUCAACACUGAGUAGUUAUCCUAGCAAGAUGUGGAGUAGUGUGGUGGAGAGAUGGAACAAGAUGCUGGGUAAGAAGCCACCACCAGCUACUACUACAGAGACGAAGACCAUCGGAACUAACGAGGUGGCUAAGGCUGAAACGGGAAUGACGGUGGAAAAGGAUGAAACGCAGAGUGAGACGAAAGAGACUCCGACCGCCGAAGAAGGUGAAGGAGAUAAGAAAAAGACAGAAGAGAAAGCACCGAAAAAAGUGAAUAAAGAUGAGGAGGAAAAGAAAUAA
Messenger RNA from Kwoniella mangroviensis CBS 8507, 642 nucleotides. RefSeq lists its product as uncharacterized. The record is from RefSeq and is a predicted model, not a curated record. The transcript is spliced from 3 exons. Lineage: Eukaryota; Fungi; Basidiomycota; Tremellomycetes; Tremellales; Cryptococcaceae. The coding region runs from base 1 to 642 and encodes 213 amino acids.